This is a messenger RNA of Astyanax mexicanus (Mexican tetra), 4353 nucleotides long. RefSeq names its product zinc finger and SCAN domain-containing protein 31-like. NCBI's taxonomy places the organism in Eukaryota, Metazoa, Chordata, Actinopteri, Characiformes, Acestrorhamphidae. Gene Ontology annotation, cellular component: nucleus. The record is from RefSeq and is a predicted model, not a curated record. The transcript is spliced from 4 exons. Gene Ontology annotation, molecular function: RNA polymerase II cis-regulatory region sequence-specific DNA binding; DNA-binding transcription factor activity, RNA polymerase II-specific. Bases 738 to 2195 code for a protein of 485 amino acids. Gene Ontology annotation, biological process: regulation of DNA-templated transcription.
GACAUUUUUUUGUUUGUAGUUUCUAGAAUAAAACAACAAUCUUCAUUUUACUCAAACAUGUACCUAUAAAUAGCAAAAUCAGAUAAACAUAAUCAGAAAUUUGAGUGUUCUCUUUAUUUUUUUUCCAGAGCUGUAUAUGAAGAUGUGUUGUACUGCGAGGGGCAAAUGAGGGUCACACCAGACACUGACUGGUUUUCUGAAACCCCCAGAUUCUCACAAUACUGUAAAACUGUACAUUUUUGAGUGGCCUUUUAUUGUGGCCAGUCCAAGGUACACCUGUGUAGUAAUCAGUCUAAUCAGCAUCUUUUGACUGGUGGAUGGUUUAUCUCAGCAAAGGAGAAGUGCUCACUAACACUGAUCCAGUGAUGGACAAAAUUUAAGAGAAAAGGGCCUUUUGCGUUCAGAGGGAAAGUCUUAGAUCUUUCAGUUAAAAUAAAAACUUACUAAUAUUAUUAAUAUUAAAAUGUAUAAAUGAUCUUAUUUAUCAUUUUUUUGCUUUACUGUUUUUCUCACCAGAAAAGCAAAUAAUACAGCAGCCGUCAGUGCAGCUGUAUGUGUGUGUGUGUGUGCAGUUGUGGUGGGUUCAGCAAGAGGCAGAGGGGCGGUUGUGUGGGGAUCAGUUCAUGUUGUAACACCGGAAUAACUCCUGAAGCGCGGGAGGCGGAGUCUACAGCAGUAUCCUGACUGAAUGUCUGUGUGUCCGUGGUGGGUGUAAACUGGUCCUCCUGCGGUGUGUGAUGGAGGCGCUGGGUGCGAUGGGCUGCUCGGGGUUUGAUGUGGAGCUCAGGGCUCUGGUGGACGUGCUGCUGAAGGACGUGUGCGCGCUGGCGGUCCGCUGGUACGCCGCUCUGCAGCGCGAGAUCACGGCCAGCAGGAGCGAGAACAGCGAGCUGAGGCGCAGACUGCACAUCAUGGAGCAAACGCUGUCCCACAGCUCCCACCGCACGCAGGCGGAGGCAGCGGGGCGCGUGGACACACAGGCCGGACUCCCAGAGCCUGGCGGCAACGAGGGUCUGAAGAAAGCACCAGCAGAGUGUGCAAAAAAGACUGUAAACAUUGAGAUUGAACCUACAGGCCCUACAGGAGGUCAGUGGCGUCAGAUUUCUGCCCUACCAGGACUGAAAGAGGAAGAGAUGGAUAUUUCCAUUACUGGCAAAACACAGCACAGAUUUUAUGCAAAUGGUGAUGUACUUCACGCUACUGAUUACACCAGCGCUGAAACAGACUGUCAAUUUCCAGGACUUAAAACUGAAUGUGAGAGGAAAGCUGAGUCUGAGAUCCAAAGCCCAGAAGCUAAUCACAGUCAAGACAACAGCAGAGACGAUGAAGAUGAUACACUAGACGGUUUGGCUGUAGAAGAAGCAUGUGAACCAGAAAAUCACAGUACACAACAUGGCCAUCACUAUUUCUCACAUAAAACAGAAGAAAAUGAGGAUGAUCUGGAGAGAGAAGAUGAAGAGCAGGAACAGUUUUAUACUUCACACUUCAUGCCUCCUGAUCUAAGAUUGAGCUCCACACUUUUGCCUAUAAACUCAGAAUCUACCCUCUCAGACUGCAGCAUGUUUGCAUCACUGGAGGGAAACGCUGAAAAGUCUACACAUCUGCUGAACGCUGAAUGUUCAGAUUUAGACUCCGAUCCCACCAACAGCAGGAAACCGAGAGGACCAAGAUAUAUUUGUAAUAUAUGUGGGAAAAGUCUUUCCUCUAAGUAUUCUCUUACAGUUCAUUUUACAAUGCAUACUGGGGAGAGGCCGUAUGCAUGCGCACAGUGUGGGAAGAGGUUUGUCAAUCGAAGUAACCUACAAAUCCACCAGAACAUCCACACAGGAGCAAAGCCCUAUGUUUGCACACUGUGCCCAAAAUCUUUUGCUGAUCCAAGCCCUUUUGGAAGACACAAAAGGAUGCACAGCCGAGAACUGCAGCAGAGCAGCCGCAGUCCCAAAUGUCAGUUUAUUUGUAAUAUCUGUGGGAAGAGCCUUUCAACCAAACAAGGGCUUUCAUACCACCUCACCAUGCACACGGGUGAAAGGCCCUACUCGUGUACAUGGUGUGGGAAAAGUUUCGUUCUGAAGCACAAUUUAAAAAUCCACCAGAACAUCCACACUGGCGCAAAGCCUUAUGCCUGCACACUCUGCCCAAAAUCAUUUGCGGACCCCAGCAGUCUGAAGAAACAUCAGCGAAUGCAUGAGUCUUAAUUAGUAAUGAAGGUUUAAAUAGGUUUUAGACGUACACUAAAAUUGCCAAAAAUAUCUGCUCGCCUGCCUUGUGUCUGGGGUUGUAAGGUUUGGAUUGAGCCGCUCAACCAUGGAAACCCAUUCUAUGAAGCUCUACUGUUCUUGAGCUAAUCUGAAGGUCACAUGAAGUCUGGAAGUCUGUCGCGACUGAAACCGAGCAUCCACUGACCCUGCUCUUUCAUUUUAUGUUGACAGAUCGAGUUGCUGUUGGUCACAGUCACUUUGGGUGGCUUCCAAUCACAGUCCCACACUAAAAUUCACUGAGCUCCUGAGAGCGACCCAUUCUUUCACUAAUGUUUGUAGGAGCAGUCUGCACUCCUAGGUUCUUAUACACCUAUGGACAUGGAAGUGAUUUCAACCGGACUAAUUUGGAUGAGUGAGCAAAUACUAAUACUUAUGCCGUAUAUAGUGUACGACAGAUGCACAAAAAAACUUUCCAUGACAAAGACCCUUUGAUAUGCACAUAGAGAAAGACUAUCUGUACACUAACAUGUCAAAAGCCAUGGAAUAUCAGUAUGCAAGUCUAUCACUAGAGGAGAUGGAUUGGGUACAUUUGCUCAUGCAUAAGUUGUGAGGUGUUAUCUUGUGGGUAAGCCUGAACACUAGCCAGUAUGCAUAGGGCAAUGUGACAUUCCUUGAUCCACAGUGUCGUGUGUACAGGAGUAAAUCUUUAGCCCUAUCCUGACGGGAUUAGUUUGUCAGGGGGUCCUGAGGUAAUUUCUCUGUUAUGGGGAGGGGGGUCCUCUGUGAUUCUAUUCCUGUCUGGAACGACCAUGUGUGUGUUUUUCUCAGACAUCCUCUGAGAAAAUUACAGGCAGAAUUACCUACUGUUUUUCGCUGAACACAUAGGUAAUUUUAUUAUAAUUUUAUUAUUUUAUCACACGGAUGCCAGAGGAUUAUCACUGAGUAGAAUUGUGAAAUAUUUUUAACAGACCUCCCCCUUGAGAACCUAAUCCCAUCCGGAUAGGGCUGAAGAAGGCAUUACAACCUACAGUGAACAGAGCAGUGGGUGGUAAUGAUUGUGACCGGCAGUGUCAGCCAAAAAAUGUUUAUGCACACAUACAAGUGACUGUCAGAAAUUACAUGAACAUUUGCUUUAGAAUGCUUCACACACAUUUCCUAUAGGUCAGUGCGGUGCAUUCUACAGCUUUAGUGGAAUAUGGAAAAAGUCAAGCGACACAAUACUAGUCCCAUGUCCCAUAACAUUUGGCAUGUUAGCGUAUGUCUGAUGAUGAGCUACAACAAUAAACCCCUGGCCUGAAAUGAAGAACAUUGAUUGUUUAGGAAUAACUGCACCUGUCAAAUGCAGUAGACCAUUGCAACCACAUGAGCAGUUGAACCACAAUUUAGUUUUGUAUUACUAAACUAAGGUAAAAUCAUCAAACCUAUUGGUUUACUCCUAAAGCAGAUGAUUCACAAUACUUUAACUGGCCAAAUCAUUAAAAACACUUUAUUUUUCUUAGCUUACAGGAGCACUUUGUUGUUCUGUAAUUACAACCUGUAGUGUUUUAGUGGUCAGGAUCCCACAGGACCACCACAGAGCAACUGUUAUUUGCGUAGGGGGAUCACAGUGCCACUGCUGGACAGAGACUUGUUCUCCAAACAGAAAUUUUCAGCCAACAGCGUCCUGAAAGUGGUCUGUGACCAGUGAUGACCAGUGAUGAACAAAGAUGCUUAUCUUUGUUUAGAGGAGCUGAAUGUUGCUCUAAGGAUGUUUUGGUGUUGGUUACAGCUCUGAUAUUUUAGAGGAAUUGAAAAAUGUUUAACAUUUACUGCCACUUACAGAAGAAAAUAAAACAAGUUAAAAUGAACUGCAAUAGAAUGUCUUACUGGAAUAAAAUUAUGUGUUUUCUUGCUUUAACACGCGUGAUUAAAUAUGGUUUAUUGAAUGAGACCAUUUAUUUAUAUGAACAUUUAUGCUGAUUAUCUGACAGACAUUCUGAUGUAGUGCAACUGCAUUUCAAUUGUGUUACACAGAUGUAGCCAUGUAGAGUAGUUGUGUUGGGACUCGUAUUGGUGUUGGGAGGUGUUCUUGUUGCCAAAUAUUUCAGCCUGUGUCCCAAAAAACACCCUUCUUCUUAGCUACUAUUUUAGUACUAAUAAAUGGACUUAAAAUGGU